AACCAUCAUUCCGCAACUUUGCACGACGCUUUCAACACAAACCAGUCUUCAGAAAUUAAGAUUGAGCCUAUAUUUAAUUCCCAGCGAUAACUGCUUGUCACGAUGCUGCCACCCCGUUUCAUGGAUCCUGUGAUCCAUUCGACCGAAUGUCUUCAGGUGGAUGGGAUGCUGGAGCGAAGCUCAAAGUCGCAAGGAGUUAUCUUGCCGAUUGAGCUUUGUGAACGGAUUAUCGACAUUUGCGCUCUCGCUCCACUGGCCUCUACAGGACAAGCAUUCGAACGAUUCAAAUCUAGGGCUAUAACUCCACAGCGCCCUUCGGUUCGUUUCGAUCUCUUGCGAGCAUGUGCUCUGACUUGUCGGGGUUGGCGACCUCGAAGUCAAUAUCACCUCUUCCAUGAUAUCCACAUCCGCACCAAGGCUGACUUGACCUCGCUGGUAUCCAUCCUACGCUGCAAUCUGAAGAUACGGAAUUGUAUCAAAUUUCUUCGGCUUGAACUCGACUCUCCAUCAGCCGCGUUCCUGCUUCUGCAAGGUCAAAUGCCGAACCUCCAAGAACUGCAAGUCUUUGCAUACACAGGACAUGUGUUCACCAUAUCACUUCACGCCUCAUCUUUCGCAGCUUUAAAAACUUUUGCACACAUAAAGAAAUUAAGGCUAUCCGAAGCGUACUCGAACUCUACGGGGCUGUCUCUGAUCAGAUUGCUCAGUCUUCUUCCCAAUCUCACACACCUUCAAGUAGACACCAUGGACGAAGGAAGUGUGACUUCUCCACCACGGCCGACCUUCUACAUGCCUCCAUUCCAACUCAAAUCUCUCAUCAUUGGAACAUGUGACAAACCUCUCGGAACUCUAGCCAUGCUUCUUGCGUGGCUUCUCAAAAGACCCUCUGCAAUAGAUUCUUUGCAGACAUUAUGGCUAGAUCUAGGCAUACCUUGUGAUGAAGAAAUUUUGGAGGAUGGAGAGGUGCAUAAGAUGUUACCAUAUACUGGUUCAAGCCUUCAAGAACUUGGUAUAUCUCAUCAUUCUUGGUCAUCAGAUGAGAAAACCCAGUGUAUCCCUAAUAAUCUCAAUCUCUCAUGUAUGCAGAAGCUGCAAUGUCUGCACUUCAUGGGUAUCAUGCCACAGGAGAUGGAGAGCAUUUGCAGGCUUCUCUCCACCAUGACUCAUCCUAGCCUGAAGAGGCUGAAUAUUGAGAUAUAUUCAAAUGAUGAUGAACAGAACAUUUCAUGGGCCAAACUGGAUGAAGUUCUAUCCUCUAAAGUUUUUCAAGGUUUACAGACUAUGAAUAUUAGAGAUCAUGAUAUUGGAGCAUACAAGGUGGUACAGGACUUGGAUAAAAAGCUGCCAAAAUUACACUUGCUUGGUGUCCUGAAGCAGCAGAGUGUGAAGGAAACUACAAUUCAUGGAAGUUGGGGUUUCACAGAGUUAUAUUCAGAUAGCUGAUCAACAUAAGUUGGUCAUAUAGUGCCUAGUAAAAAAGCUAUGCAAGCCAAAGAUAUUAAUCCAACUAUCUGUAGGAGUGCAAGCCAUUUAGGGUACAGAAUGAAGUUGUUCAUUUCUC
Messenger RNA from Somion occarium, 1561 nucleotides. The record is from the annotation of a GenBank genome assembly. Lineage: Eukaryota; Fungi; Basidiomycota; Agaricomycetes; Polyporales; Cerrenaceae.